Dimorphilus gyrociliatus is the source of this 2170-nucleotide messenger RNA. The record is from the annotation of a GenBank genome assembly. Lineage: Eukaryota; Metazoa; Annelida; Polychaeta; Dinophilidae.
CUUUUCAUCAUUAGAUUACAUUAGUUCUAAGACCGUUGCGACCGAAAUGCAAAACGAAAUUGGAAUUGUAAUAGACAAUGGUUCGGGAAUGGUUAAGGCCGGAUUUGCUGGAGACGACGCCCCUAGAUCCGUCUUUCCAGCAAUAGUAGCAAGACCGCGAUAUGUGAGCAUUAUUGUCGGUAUGGGUAAUAAAGACGCUUAUGUCGGAGACGAAGCUCAGGCAAAACGCGGUAUUCUUAGCAUCCAGUAUCCAAUAGAGCAUAGUAUUGUAACCAAUUGGGAAGAUAUGGAAAAAAUUUGGCAUCAUACUUUCUAUAAUGAGCUCAGAGUAGCCCCUGAAGAGCACCCUGUACUUCUUACUGAAGCCCCCCUAAAUCCUAAGGCAAAUAGGGAAAAGAUGACAGAAAUAAUGUUUGAAAAGUUCCGGGUUACCGGAAUGCAUGUUCAAAUACAAGCAGUUUUGUCCCUAUAUUCGGCAGGGAGAACGACAGGAAUAGUAUUUGAUUCUGGGGAUGGCGUUAGUCAUACGGUUCCAGUUUAUGAUGGUUAUUCCCUGCCACAUGCAAUAGAUCGUCUUGAUUUAGCUGGCAGGGAUAUUAGCCAAUAUUUAAGUAGGAUUCUUAGUGAAAGGGGAUACUCACUUAAAACGAGCAGUGAAAUGGAAAUAGUUCGAGAUAUAAAAGAGAAAUUGUGCUACGUGGCAUCGAAUUUCGAUGAAGAACUUCGAAUAGCCAACUCGUCUUCAAGCUUAGAAAAGUCGUAUGAAUUACCCGACGGACAAAUUAUAACUAUAGCAGAUGAGAGGUUUAGAGCCCCUGAACUGUUAUUUCGUCCAGCCCUUGCCGGUUUAGAGAUAAAAGGAGUUCAAGAGAUGAUUUAUGAUUCUAUAUUUAGAUGUGACGUCGAUAUACGAAGAGAACUUUUUUCUAAUGUCGUACUUUCAGGUGGAUCUACUAUGUAUCCAGGAAUGGCUGAUAGGGUUCAGAGGGAAUUGAUGAGCAUGACACCAAGUAAUGUUAAAUUAAGAGUGAUAGCCCCUCCAGAGAGGAAGUAUUCAGUUUGGAUCGGAGGUUCGAUACUGGCCAGCUUAUCAACAUUUGAAGAAAUGUGGAUAUCCAAAGGAGAAUACGAUGAAUUCGAACCUUGCAAUUUCCGCCCUCUUAUUUCUUUUCCUUUAUCACCAAGUGACAUAAAAAAGCUAUUACAAGGUGGUUUUCAAACUGUUGGAAAUAUUUUUGAUUAUAGCCCAAAGCAGUUAUCAACGGAAUUAGAAAUAGACGAGGAAGAUGCGAAGAGAAUAUUAGAUAUAAUUAGAAAAAGACAACAGCCUAAAAUUAGUUGUCCACCCCGUCAAAGCGAAUGUCCUUCAAUCAUGACUUUUUCCUAUCACCUAGAUGCCUUAUUGGGUAACGGAUUCCUUGUCGGUCACUUAACGGAAAUUGUUGGGCCGCCUGGUAUUGGAAAAACUCAACUGUGUAUGCAGAUUUGCGUUAAUGUUCAGUUACCGAAUUUCGUCAGGGGUUUAGAAAGCGAAAGCAUGUUUAUUGAUACCGAAGGUAGUUUUACAGCAUCAAGGAUGAAUCAGAUUGCUGCUGCAACGGUACGACAGUGUAAGAAUAUACACGCUCCAAUGCCUCAAGAAAACAGGACGAAAUUAGAUUCUUUGGAGACGGAAAACUUACUAUUCAGCACUCAUUAUCAAAGGGUUCUAGGGUACUUGGAAUUAAAAGCAAUCGUUAACUGCUUAGCAUCAUAUAUAGAAUCAAAUAAAAAGAUUCGAUUAAUCGUCAUCGACAGCAUAGCGUUUCCAAUUCGUUGCGAGAAAAUAGAGCAAAGAAGAUCUACAACAGAAUUGGUUGAUAUCACGCAAAAACUAUUUAACGUUGCCCAAAAGUAUUCCGUAGCUAUAGUAGUAACAAAUCACGUUACUGUGGAACAUAACGCAGCAUUGGGCGAACAAUGGAAUCACUUAUGCAAUUCAAGGCUUCAACUAUCUUGGAAUGGAACUUGCCGUCUAGCAACGUUAAAAAAGCAUCCAUAUUUGCCGUUAAAAACAACCCCUUUUCAAGUUGUUGAAAACGGAAUUCGUGAUUGCAGAAAGGCAGAUUUAAACGAAAAUAAGGAUAAUUAUUAUCAAUAUAAUUACUUGAAUAGGGUCAAUAUUGAAUAA